Molecule: messenger RNA, 1645 nt
Organism: Aspergillus nomiae NRRL 13137
Lineage: Eukaryota; Fungi; Ascomycota; Eurotiomycetes; Eurotiales; Aspergillaceae
Gene: rho1
Product: Rho family GTPase RHO1
Exons: 6
Coding region: 335-916 (193 amino acids)
Biological process (GO): small GTPase-mediated signal transduction
Molecular function (GO): GTP binding; GTPase activity
Source: RefSeq, a predicted model, not a curated record
AGUCUGGUUUUUGGUUACUUAGUCAACUUGGGGAGCCUCACCUGAAAGGCCAGCCGGGGAACCAAAACGAGAGAAGAGCCAACGCCGAUAACCUUCGCUCCCAUACAGACCCGUUACCCUUUACUGUCUUCCACCACCCAUCCAUCAAUCAUCCUUCAUCUUAAGCUCCCCUGGAGACUCUUAUCCGCUAUUGUCCUUUGACAGAACCCAUAUCCCAAAUCCCUUUUCUUGUUUUCUUGUUUCUCGUCUCCCCGACUCAAACCAUUUCCCCCUUUAAACCACUUUAUUCUCUUCCCUCUCCCUAUAAUUAAAUCAGUGCCGUUGCACCUGCACCAUGGCCGAAAUCCGUCGCAAGCUUGUCAUCGUCGGUGAUGGUGCCUGCGGUAAGACUUGUCUUUUGAUUGUCUUCUCCAAGGGUACCUUCCCUGAGGUUUAUGUCCCCACUGUCUUCGAGAACUAUGUUGCCGAUGUCGAGGUUGAUGGCAAGCGUGUCGAGCUCGCUCUUUGGGAUACGGCUGGUCAGGAAGAUUAUGACCGUCUCCGUCCUCUCUCGUACCCCGACUCUCACGUCAUCUUGAUCUGCUUCGCAGUUGACUCGCCUGAUUCCCUUGACAACGUUCAGGAGAAGUGGAUUUCCGAGGUGCUUCACUUUUGCCAGGGACUCCCUAUCAUUCUCGUCGGAUGCAAGAAGGAUCUUCGCAAUGACCCCAAGACCAUUGAGGAAUUGACCAAGACCUCCCAGAAGCCAGUCACCGCCGAACAGGGUGAGGAAGUUCGCAAGAAGAUCGGAGCUUACAAGUACCUCGAAUGCUCUGCACGAACCAACGAGGGUGUCCGUGAGGUCUUCGAGGCUGCCACCCGGGCUGCUCUCUUGACCAAGACUCACAAGAAGAAGAAGGGGUGCACCAUCCUGUAAACUAGUUUUGUCUCCUUCACAAAAGGUCUGUGUUUAAUGCGGAGAUUAUAUGAACGGAUAAGGGUCUCGACUAUUUGGUGUUUUCUUUUACUCAGAAAGGGGUCCUCCGUUGGCGUGUUCCGAUCUGUGCCUGGAUGCGAGUGUGGAUAAUGUUCAAUCACGGGCACACGAGGUUUAUGGGAUUAUCUGGCUAUGCAGUUGGUCGACUUUCUUGUUUUGCAGACUUCUUCUAUUUUAUUUCUAGGGAGGCGUUGUCUUCAUAACCUUGUGGGUUUUCUUCUCUUUUCCAACUCCCCGUACGCCCACGAGGCGGUUCGAUCACUAUGGCAGAGGAUGGCCAUUUCGCUGGCAGGAAAACAGGGUCAUCAAUAACCGGAUAGUGCAGAUCGGAAAUGAGCUAUUGAGGAUGGCGUUGUCUCGUGCGUGUCCCGUCAGUCAAGGAUCUCCGGGAGGUUGAUAAAGAAAGUCGGAUUUCGUGAUACGAUAGAUGAUUCCUAUCACUUCGGAUUUCCCCAGCAGAGUUCUUCUUUAUUCCUUUGUGUGUUGCUUUCGGUUAAGAGAAUGUAUGGAUUCACUUUGUCUUUUGGUUUUGGCCAGUUUCUCGACGCUGUUAUUCCCUUGAUCAAUCAGAGCUUUGAUGGGGAACCAAACAACAUCAUCACCCCUAACAUAUUUAUUUACUAAUCAAUGCACAUCCUACUCCUUUGCGAUUUGCAUCUGCAUGGUUCU